CGAUGAUGUCAAAUAUGUCAGUUUAUCUUUUAUAAAAGUUAAUAUUUAUAAACAUUUCGUAAAAGACAUACCGAAUAUACUUAAAAAUAGUGCGUGUUCGUGCGUUUAGUUUUAAGUGUGGCCAAGGAUGUUAUAAAAGCCGCGUGCCGAGGAUAUUUAACAAUUUAUUUGGGACUAAAGCGUUAAGAUGCACCGGAGUCUGCGGAUUGGUGGAGGAUCCAAUAGCGACCCCGGCUCGAUGGUGGGGUUCAGAACCAGACCCUACGAUGGUAAAAUCGCCGGUCUCUACGAUUUGGAGGAAACUUUAGGACGCGGGCACUUUGCCGUCGUCAAGUUGGCACGACACGUUUUCACUGGGGAAAAAGUUGCGGUCAAAGUCAUCGACAAAAGCAAGCUGGACGAAGUUUCCAAGGCACAUCUGUUUCAAGAGGUCCGUUGCAUGAAGCUGGUGCAGCACCCGAACGUGGUCAGGCUGUACGAGGUGAUAGACACCGCCACCAAGCUGUACCUGAUCCUCGAGCUGGGCGACGGCGGCGACCUCUACGAGUACAUACUGCGGCACGACUCGGGCCUGCCUGAGGAGAUGGCGCAGGAGUACUUUCGGCAGAUAGUCAAGGCGAUCUCGUACUGCCAUCAGCUGCACGUGGUGCACCGCGACCUCAAGCCGGAGAACGUGGUGUUCUUCAAGAAGCUGGGCAUCGUGAAGCUGACCGAUUUCGGCUUCAGCAACAAGUUCUACCCCGGCCAGAAGCUGGAGACCUCUUGCGGCAGCUUGGCGUACUCGGCGCCCGAGAUUUUGCUGGGCGAUUCCUACGACGCUCCCGCAGUCGAUGUGUGGUCUUUGGGCGUAAUUUUGUACAUGUUAGUUUGCGGUCAGCCACCUUUUCAAGAAGCCAACGAUUCAGAAACCCUAACCAUGAUUAUGGAUUGUAAAUACAACGUUCCUCCGCACGUGUCCAAUGACUGCAAAGACUUGAUAGCUCGGAUGUUGGUGAAAAACCCGGAAAAACGAGCCUCCCUGGCGGAUAUAUCGAGCCACCCCUGGUUGGGGGUGGAAAAACAAGAAAAUCUCGCAGACGUUCAACCACUUGUUGCCAAGGAGCAUUUGUCUGAAGAGGAUCACAAUUUAAUCGUACAAAAAAUCGUCAACGGCAACAUCGCAACCAAAGAGGAAAUACAAGAGUCUUUAGAUAAGAACGAAUAUAAUCACAUAACGGCCACGUACUAUUUGCUGGCGGAAAGGAAAUUGAGGGCGAAACGGCAGCAGCAAGAUCAAAUCGGUAAAAGUCGUAGGCCGGAAUUUUUGGCGGUGGCCAAGUCCGCCCCUGCGCCGAAAAAAGAUAACAACGGCACUGCGCCCAAUUCGUCGCUGCUUAGCGUGCCCAGAACUCCAGGGGAUGUACCUGCGAGAUCGAGAAAGUGCAGCAUAGUGCAGGAGGACGAAGAAGAGGAGGACAUAUCGAGCUGCUCGGGUCGCGAGGAUCUGAACGCGGCCUUAAACCGCCGCGGAUCGCGCUCGGAAGGCCGUCUGAACCUCGCUCUGCAAGAGCGUCUCGCCGAGGCGGACCGCCGCAAGCAGCAGCAGCAGCAGCAGCCCGCCGAAAAAACCGCCGAACCUCUCGAGAAGCGAAGGGAAAACGGCGCCAUACCCGGCACCACGGUCAUAACCGACUGCAGCACGAUAUCGAUACCGAUCGUCGCGGCGAGCGGUCAAGAUUCGGUGCCGAAGUACAAGACGAUGCCGUCGCCGACGAUCAACAAACUCCUCCUCAACGAGAUUUUCGAGGAGGAUUGCGUUGAGGGCGGUUGUUAUGCCUCGGGAAGGCAGUUUGCUUCGCGCGCGCAGAACAGAACUCCCUACGAGCAGAGACGAUCUAAAUUUCAUAAAAGCCGCACCGCUUCGUGUAGUUCCUCCGACGCCAGCGACGAUGAUAGCGAGAAGAGGAAAAAACGCGCGCAUAAGCUCAACGCGUCGGCGAAACCGUUUCAAGGCCGGCGCGACAGCCACGAUGACUCGAGCGAUUCUCAAGAGCCUGGUAACGGCUGCGGGGCGACUGGCAACGCUGUAAAAACCGCGGCGGCGUCAAGCAAAACCGCGGCGGGGCAGGGCGAUGGCAAUAAAAAUAACGGCGGCGGGGGUAAAAACACCGGCGGUAGAAACUGCGCUACGUUCACGCGGCGCCACAAAAACAACGAGACGCGCUUGCGCGAGAGUCAAUCUCUGAACAGGAUAACGGAAGUGCAGGAGGAAGUCUUCGUGGCCGCCGCCGCGGUGGUGACGGCAACCCCGAAAGCGAAAGGCUUCACCGCAAGGCUUUUGCAGGGGAUAAACGUGAAAAUCAAAAGCGGCGACGACAAAUCAUCGCACGUCUCCCGUAGAGACACAUUGAAAGCCUUGCAGAGCCUCGAGCUCAAAGACGAGAAGUCCGGCUUGAAAAUGAAGAAGAUGCGCAUCCUCGGGAAAUACUUUCAGGUGCACCGCAAGCUGUUCGGGCGCGAGCGUUUGUACAAGGCGCAGUCGUGCGGCUCGCUGGCCGUCGGCGGGAAGGUGGGUUCGGGCGGCGCGGGGCGGCAGAGGGCGGCGAGCGCGGCGCCCUCUAACGAGAACGAGAACAACAACGCGCACAGGCGGAAGUCGGGGGGGCACGUGCACGUGAUUCGCGUGUCGGACGUGUGCGCGACGCACCUCGGCCCGGCGAGCAAGUGCUGCAGUUUCUGUUGACGUUGUUGUCGUUGUUGCUGUUUGCUCGGGCGAAAACGUCCGAAGUCGUUUGUUUGAACGUUGCCGUUGGGGGUAGAACAUUCGUAAGUUUUAGGUGAUUUUAAAGAAGCGAAGAACGUUUUUUAUGGACACAAAAAUUUACCCUUCAAGCGAUUUUGACCAAACUUGGGGCAGUUAGGCUGGUUAAAAAAAAUCGGCUAU
This is a messenger RNA of Brassicogethes aeneus, 2923 nucleotides long. NCBI's taxonomy places the organism in Eukaryota, Metazoa, Arthropoda, Insecta, Coleoptera, Nitidulidae. The record is from the annotation of a GenBank genome assembly.